GACCUGCACCCCCGCGGAAUUGCCGUCAGUGCUGCUGAGCAGUGUGUCUCCCUGCACUCACGCUCUUGGAGGAAGGAAAGAGAACUUCCUCUUUAAAGCUUCGUAUUACUAAGUAAGGAGGAUUUCUGAUGGGCGGAGUUUUCCCUUGAGCAGCCUAGAUAAAGGCUUGCAGGAUUUACAGACCUCUCAGACUGCAAUCAGCAUGAACUGCAGCCUGCCAAACAAAGUGCUGCUCAGCUAUGCGAUGGCUGGACUGCAGGACAGGUUGUGCCUUCAGCCUCUUUGGGACUUUGUCAUAGCCAAGGAGCAACUGAUCAAGUCACCCUUUUUCCCAGUGCUGUUUUCUUUUACAGCAUAUAUGGCUUUCUGUCUUCCAUAUAUUACAUUGGACUUUUUAAGCACUAGACUACCAAACCUGAGAAAAUACAAAAUCCAGCCGCAGAACUAUCCAACUCUUGGAAUGAUGGUGCCUUGCCUUAUUCAAAGUGCAUAUCACCAUGUUGUCUUGAUCUUUCCGGUGACACUUCUCCACUGGUGCUGCAGACCAAGGAACCUACCAGUGAGAGCUCCAGAGCUGCCUGAGGUCCUGCUAGAAGUAGGAGCUUGCCUGCUUCUGUUCGAUUUUGAGUACUUCCUGUGGCAUUUGCUUCAUCACAAGGUGCCUUGGCUCUACAAGACCUUCCACAAAGUGCAUCACAAGCAUGUGUCAACGUUUGCUCUUACUACACAGUAUUCCAGUGUAUGGGAAUUGCUCUCAUUGGGAUUUUUUGCUGCCAUUAACCCAGUGUUUCUCCAAUGCCAUCCUUUGACAGAGAUUAUUUUCUUCCUUGUAAACAUUUGGUUGUCAGUGGAGGACCAUUCAGGAUAUGACCUUCCAUGGUCAACUCACCGACUUGUGCCUUUUGGUUUGUAUGGAGGAGCACCACAUCAUGAUCUCCAUCAUCUGAAGUUCAAAUCAAACUAUGCUCCUUACUUCACCCAUUGGGACAAACUCUUCGGGACAUUUACAGAAUCACAUUCCAGUUAAGGAUAUCUACCUGUGGGUGAACUUUCUAUUUUUUAUAGACUAAACGGAAACAUUACUUUUUCAAAGACAUACAGAAGAUUGUAUAUUUGAAGCUGCCUAUGAAAACAAUAGCUAUUUAUAAGAAAUCAUUUUAAUAUAUGUGGGUUUGUGUCUGUACUUGGAACUGCCUGUGUAAACCACUGUAGAUGGUAAAUAUGUUUUGCUUAAGUUUGAGUCAAAGGUGUAAGGGAAGCAUUAUGAGACAUUCUCCCUUCUUUCCUUCUUUCCAGCUUUCAUAAAGCCUGUAUUGCAAUGGUGUUUUAUAUGUGCACCAAAGCCAUUAUCUUACUGUUGUAGGAUGACUUGUGAUGUAAACAGAAAAGAUGGAUUUUGUGGAGUUUUAAUCUGCCAGAGAAUAUUGUUGCACAGUGACUUUGUAAAACAUUGCUGCCAAACAAAGCUAGUUGGCUAACUGCAAUAAUUUUGAUAUUUAUGUUUUAAACAUUGAUGUACUGUCUAGUUUAAUAGAAAAUAAACAUCAUCCUUCUUAUGAAA
Molecule: messenger RNA, 1561 nt
Organism: Pogoniulus pusillus (Red-fronted tinkerbird)
Lineage: Eukaryota; Metazoa; Chordata; Aves; Piciformes; Lybiidae
Gene: CH25H
Product: cholesterol 25-hydroxylase
Exons: 2
Coding region: 203-1027 (274 amino acids)
Biological process (GO): cholesterol metabolic process; sterol biosynthetic process
Cellular component (GO): endoplasmic reticulum membrane
Molecular function (GO): steroid hydroxylase activity; C-4 methylsterol oxidase activity; iron ion binding
Source: RefSeq, a predicted model, not a curated record